Molecule: messenger RNA, 939 nt
Organism: Anolis carolinensis (green anole)
Lineage: Eukaryota; Metazoa; Chordata; Lepidosauria; Squamata; Anolidae
Product: lysosomal acid lipase/cholesteryl ester hydrolase
Exons: 9
Coding region: 1-939 (312 amino acids)
Biological process (GO): lipid metabolic process
Source: RefSeq, a predicted model, not a curated record
AUGUCGGUUACCGGAGCCAGCUGCAAGAGGCAAAAGGGAAAGAGAAAGACACAGGAGCAAUGUUUGUUGGAAAGAAUUAUCACUUUAGGAGGAUUCUACACUUCUGAAGAACCUGAAAUCAAAUAUACUGUGAAUCCAGAGUGCUUUUUAAAUGUUACUGAGAUUAUCCAAUAUCACGGAUACCCAAGUGAAGAACAUCAUGUGGAGACAGAAGAUGGAUACAUCCUUACAGUCAUCCGAAUACCUCAUGGAAGACAUAAUGGUUCACGGCCUACCAUAUUUUUACUACAUGCUGUGCUUGGAGAUGCUUCUCAUUGGGUUUCAAACCCACCUCAAAAUAGUUUGGGUUUCAUCUUAGCAGAUGCCGGCUAUGAUGUCUGGCUUGGGAAUAGUAGAGGAAACACCUAUUCUUUAAACCAUAAUAACCUGAAUCCCAAGGAACAGAAGUUCUGGGAAUUUAGUUUUCAUGAGAUGGGAUACUAUGACAUUCCUGCUGUCAUCAACUUCAUCCUGAAGAAAACUGCCCAAGAACAACUAUAUUUCAUAGGACAUUCUGAAGGCUCAACAGCAGGAUUCAUCGCAUUCUCUACUUGGCCAAAAUUGGCUGAAAAAGUCAAGGUAUUUUUUGCCUUGGCACCUCCAAUCAUAGUCUCAUUUGCUACAACUCCUGUCACAAUAUUGGCACGGUUUUCUGAAACAACAUUUCACAUGAUAUUUGGGAACAAAGGAUUUUUUCAGUAUCCUACGUUCUUAAGAAAACCAUUCACAACACUCUGUGUUUAUCACCCUCGAUUAUGUGCCAGCGUUCUAUUUUUUGUGGCAGGAUAUAACGCCCCAAAUUUAAACAUGAGCCAACUUGAUAUAUAUACAGCACAUAGUCCCGCUGGAACCUCGGUACAACAUGUUCUUCAUUGGUGUCAGCUAUGGGUCUUGACUUGA